AAAGACUGCUAAUCUAAAAUAAUUUAAAUUAAUACAAAAAUUGUUAACUUACGUUUAGGUUUGUGAAAAUGAGAAGCAGUGGCUUAGUAUUGUUUACGUGUGCGGGGCUGUUGCUCAGUGGUGGGGCGAUCCUGGGCGGGUCGACAGCAUGGAGCCUGCUGCGCAUCUCUUACUACUUCUGGACGACUGACCUGGGCGUGGAGCUGGGGUCUAGCGUGCUGUUCGUGGUGGGGGCACUGCUGUGCCUGCCCGCGUGCUGGCUCUGCACCAUCGUGCCCUACCACCCUAAGGGGCUCACGCUCAUGGCCACGCUGAUGACCCUGGUGACGGUGGCGAUGCUUAUGCUCUCACUGGGGCUGUCGUCUGUAGCGGGGCUGUCGCGCGCAGUGCGUGAGCCGGCGGCACUCAACUCCAGCAUGCUGCGGGCUAUGUCGAGAGACGCACACGACCCCGCUGUGAAGAGCUCCUUCGCGGCUAUGCAGAUGGAGUUGAGAUGCUGCGGAGUGGUGUCGUACACUGAUUGGUACCAGCACCGCCGGGCGCUGCCCCCGUCCUGCUGCGGCCGCGUAUGGAAUGGAAAGCGUGGAGAUCAGUGUAAUGUUCCCUUGCAUGUGACGGGCUGCCUUAGACCCGCACUUAUCGAGCUCCGUAGCUAUGUCAACGCGCUGUCUGCCCUGGCUUCUGCCAUCAUCAUGGUUUUGGGCGUGACUCUGUUCACGACCGCGUACGCAGUGGUGUGCAGCGUGGUGGAGCGCGAGCCGCGGCACAAGCCGCAGCCGCUGCGCAUCGCGUGCCUGACGCCCGGCGCGUGCCUCGCCGCCGCGCCCGCUGCCGCCCACGUGUUCGCGCCGCCCAUGUGAGCGCGCCUUUACACGCGGUGACGGUGAGGUGCACAGCUUUCAAAAAUAUUCUACGCUCAGCGAUAUUUGACAACGCCUUUGUGAACUCUAAGGCCCAGAACAGACGGUGAAACGCAACUGCAACGAAACUUUGUGAUGAUUCUG
Ostrinia furnacalis (Asian corn borer) is the source of this 1004-nucleotide messenger RNA. Its product is annotated as CD63 antigen. The coding region runs from base 69 to 860 and encodes 263 amino acids. Lineage: Eukaryota; Metazoa; Arthropoda; Insecta; Lepidoptera; Crambidae. Gene Ontology annotation, cellular component: membrane. The transcript is spliced from 6 exons. The record is from RefSeq and is a predicted model, not a curated record.